Molecule: messenger RNA, 13768 nt
Organism: Peromyscus californicus insignis
Lineage: Eukaryota; Metazoa; Chordata; Mammalia; Rodentia; Cricetidae
Gene: Slf1
Product: SMC5-SMC6 complex localization factor 1
Exons: 21
Coding region: 99-3287 (1062 amino acids)
Biological process (GO): positive regulation of double-strand break repair
Molecular function (GO): protein binding
Source: RefSeq, a predicted model, not a curated record
GUGAGUGCUGCCGCCCUAGUCGUCACCCCUGCCGCCGCCCCCGCCCCCGCCGCCGCCGCCCGAAGAAGUCAGCCCUGACCCUCCGGUCGGCCGGGAAGAUGGGAGAUGGUGCCACAAAGCAUGUCAUCCAGAUGACAGGAUUUAAGAUGGAAGAAAAGGAAGCUCUAGUCAAGUUACUUUUAAAACUAGAUUGCACUUUUAUUAAGAGUGAGAAAUAUAAAAAUUGUACACACCUUAUAGCUGAACGCCUGUGCAAGAGUGAAAAAUUUUUAGCAGCUUGUGCAGCAGGAAAAUGGGUAUUAACGAAGGACUACAUAAUUCAUAGUGCCAAAAGUGGCAGAUGGCUUGAUGAAACAACUUAUGAAUGGGGAUAUAAAAUUGAAAAAGAUUCACAUUAUUCACCUCAAAUGCAAUCUGCACCUAAAAGAUGGCGUGAAGAACUGAAACGGACUGGUGCUCCAGGAGCUUUCCACAGAUGGAAAGUUGUCCUCCUUGUGAGGGCAGAUAAGCGAAGUGAUUCUCUUGUAAGAGUUUUGGAGGCUGGAAAGGCAAAUGUCAUUUUACCAAAAAGUUCUCCAAGUGGGAUAACUCAUGUGAUUGCCAGUAAUGCAAGAAUCAGUGCUGAGCAAGAACAAAAGAACUUUAAGGCUCCGUUUUAUCCAAUUCAGUAUUUAGGGGAUUUUCUUUUAGAGAAAGAAAUUCAGAAUGAUGAAGAUUCCCAAACUAGUUCUGGUUGGACCAAAUACAGCAAUCAAGAAAAAAGCAAAGAUCUUAAGAAAGACACAGGAUUUCUUGAAAUGAAAGCUGCUGGAGACAGAAGGAUGUAUAGAACCCAGAACAAAAUGGAAAAUCGUGAUGAAAAUGUUAAUGAUAGAUUUGCUCUGAGUCAACAUCACAAAAAAGAAAAAUUCAGAGACUACAGAAAAGAUAUGAAAUUUGUUAAAAAGAGAAAUACAUUCAGAAGACAUACACAUGAGAAUCAGAAAGAAACUAAGAAAAAAGUUAAAAAUAUCCAAAGGACUUACAUUUUGAGGAAAAAGAACAAAAAAGAAGGUUAUUGCAAAACUGAUGAUGAGCAUGACACACUUAGAAGUCCUUUUCAAAAGCACGUGCAUGGCAGAGAUGAGAAAGAAAGGAAGAGUUCUCUUCUUACUGAUUAUGCCAAUGAAUCAAAAACCAAGGAUGUCAAGACAAAUGUGGAUCUCACGGAAGUAAAAAAUGCCUUAAAGAAGCAGAUAUACAGAGACAUAUAUAGAGCUCAGGCUGUUCGAUACAACUGCAUCACAGUAGAUAAACAGCCUGUAUACAAUGUAGAGGUUAAAAAUGCAGAGCUCCCCAGAGGGAUAUUAAACUUAAUUGAAAGCCUCAUAGAGGGACAGUUCUUUAAAGAAGCCAUUGAAGAGCUUUCCUCUUUGCAAGCCCAUUAUGUCCCUCCUGUGUGCCUCCUCCAUGCCCUUCUAGAGAAUGUUCUGCAGGAUAGCAUAGACACCUUCUCAGGUCGGUACUUUCAUAUAUUGUCGGCUCUUCUCCAUCUGCACCCUCCUUGGAAGUCGCCAGCCAUGCUGAGGUACUACCUAGAGCUCUUUCAGUGUCCAGCCUGUAGGGGAGGAGCCUGGUCUCUGGUGGAAGUGCUGAUCAGGUCUUGCCUUUUCAAUGAAGGUUUCUGUCAUCAAAUAUCAGAAAAUAUUGGUUCUAAGGUGGUCCAUCUUACAUUGCUCAAGUUUUUCUUUAAUUUACUUGAAAGUGAAGUACGGCAUUUGAGUCAAAAGUUGUGUGACUGGUCAGAUUCUCAGAGUCUAAAGGUAACAGAAAAAGCAAUUCUUCUUGAAAUCUUUUGGUCAGGAAGUGAAACUUCAGGACUUUUGACAAAACCAGUAAAUAUGCUUUUGGAAUGGACUAUAUAUUCUCACAAGGAAAGAUGCAAGUCUAAUGAUGUCUUCAAACAUGAGCUAGCUUACUUACUGACUGGGAUUCUUGGAGCAGCAAUAGAUUAUUGGAUCUUCCUUGGUAUUCAGAUGGGUAGAAAUGUGAUCCGACACAUGUCUGAUGACUUAGGAAGUUAUAUCUCCCUUUCCUGUGAUGAUUUUUCUUCACAAGAACUAGAGACCCUCAUUUGUUCUUUCUCAUCUUCCUGGCUUCAGAUGUUUGUUGCAGAAGCCAUCUUCAAGAAGCUGUGCUUACAGGGCCCCACCAGUGCCUGCGCCACCGGGCCGCUCUCUCUCCAGAAAAUAAUAGACUCCUAUUUGCCUGUUUUGGGAGAAAUGGACAUACAUAGGGCUGGAAAGAUGCAGUUGCCAAAAAAAAUCGGCCAGCGGCAUUGCCUAGAGUCUCAGAGAGCGUUACUAAUGCUGAAUGGCGCAAAGCAAAAACAAGCUGAAGGUCGGCCAGAAUUUCCAGAGUUGAACCGUGCUAAAUGUUCCUCGUCAUUGAAAAAAUUGAAGAAGAAGUCAGAAGGAGAAUUGUCAUGUUCCAAGGAGAAUUGCCCCUCUUUGAUUACAAAGAUGAAUUUUCACAAAACUAAUCUAAAAGGAGAAACAGCUCUGCAUAGAGCUUGCAUAAAAAACCAAGUGGAGAAAUUGAUUUUUCUUCUCUCUCUGCCAGGAAUAGACAUCAAUGUUAAAGACAAUGCUGGCUGGACGCCUUUGCAUGAAGCCUGUAACUAUGGCAACACAGUGUGUGUCCAGGAAAUUUUGCAACGUUGUCCAGAGGUAGAUCUGUUCACUCAAGUGGACGGGGUGACUCCUUUGCAUGAUGCACUGUCAAACGGACAUGUAGAAAUUGGCAAGCUGCUCCUACAGCACGGGGGCCCAGAGCUUUUACAGCAGAGGAACUCUAAGGGGGAGUUGCCCUUGGAUUAUGUGCUGUCGCCUAAAGACAAGGAAGAACUAUUUGCCAUCACCAAUAUAGACGAUACACUGGACAACUUUCACGCUCAGACACAGAAACGUUUCUAUCACCAGCAGCUUGAAUUUGGUUCAUUUUUACUUAGUAGGAUGUUGCUUAGUUUUUGUUCAAUAUUUGACUUAUCUUCGGAAUUCCUCCUAGCUUUCCAAGGGUUGGCUCAUCUGAGCGAGCUGCUUACAGCAUGCAGCAGUGACACAGAGCCCCCCAGUGCACACGCUGACUGGUUACUGGAUCUGUACGCUAGAAACACAGAGACAUUGAAGAGGCUCCCAGAUGUUCUUAAGGGAUUGCCAGCGAAGCUAAGUGGGAGUCCUGGAGUACACACUGAGGCCUUGUUGGUGACGCUGGAAAUGAUGUGUCGGUCAGUCACAGAGGUGUCAUGAGGCCAGAAAAUGCAAGUCAGAUUCUAAACAUGCAGCUUGCUUUGCCACUUAGGGUAGUCAUAGCUUUUGGACAAGGGACAGACUUACAGCAGGUCUUCACAGCCCUUAAAAACAUCUGCAGAACUAGAGUAUGGGCUCCCUCUCCAGUGCUCAGAGUUUAACUCAGAAAGAUACAGUAAUAAAAUGAAGUAGUUUUGUUGGGUAUAGAAUGCUUUUAUUAAUCUUUAAAAUACUUUGUUCUGAAAUAUUUAUUUAUAUUGUUUAUGCAGAAAAUUAAAUAUUUUUCAUAUCAAAAUGUCCUUUAAGCACUAUAGGUUUUAAAAUCAUGGUAAGGAUAUUCAUUAAAAUGUGUAUCUAUAUACUUGUGAAACUUGUUUCUCCUUUUUAGGCUAAUGUCUAAGAUGAACUUGCUUUUCUGUGUUUCUAAAAUAAACCUUUCUAGAAUUUUAAAUUAUAUUUAAUAAUCUUUGGUUUUUAAAUGCUACAAUAUAUACAGUUUUAACAGUUUAGUUCUUUGAACAGUUGUCGUUUAGCAGUGCAUGCAUGAAAUAUGUUUCUGUUCGCUUAACCAGUCUUUUAUCAGUGAAAAUGUUUUACCACGUAAGUUUUAUUAAAUAUUAUAAUUAAAAUUUACAAUUAAAUUGGCAGUGGAAUAAUGGGUCUGAGGUUAUCUGAAAUUUUAUUAUGUAGUAUGGAUUUGCAGAUUAGUGUUUCAGUUUUUUCCCUAGUAGUUUAUAACUUAAAAGACAGAGUGUGAAUAUUAACCACUUAAGAGAUUGGAAUUCCUUCACUGUUGGGAGGAAGUUACAUUGUGUUGUACAUGGGGAAAAGAAAUUACAACUUAAAUCUAGAUGUUAUGUAAUGUGAUUGCUGAUCCAAUAGCAAUUAAUGUGUUAGAGAAGCACUUCAGUUUUAUUUCACAAAUAGAUCUUUCAGCAAGAGACAGAUGCUCAAUGUCUUAAUCUCUCUGCUCUAAUAAAAAUCAAACUUCUGUAAGAUUUCAAAAUAGUUUUAUAUGCACUGUAAGAAAUAGCAUAAAAAUUUGUGUUUGUUAUUAAUCGCCAAAGUAUCAGGAAACAUGAGUAGUCCCUUGGGAGGCUGAGUUAGGGGAAUGGCUGUGAGUCUGUAGCCAGACUAGGCUACAGUGUGACUCUGUUAGAGAAGGACAACAAGAAAGAUGGGGCAGGGAGGAAGGAGGGAGAGGAAGAAAGGAACCAGGAAUAGUCACUUUAUCGCAUAAUGAAGGCACCUGGGAUAAUGCCGCUUCAUAAAUAACACAGACUUGAGCAUAGGCACAGGGUAAGUUAUAACUAAAUUACAAGGACAUUUUUUCUGUUUUGGUUUUCUUAUAUAUCAAAUGGAAGUCAUGUCAGGUGUCAUUGUCCCAAAAGAAUUGAGCUAAACUCUCACUUUGUAUGAUGCUUCAUAAACUUUCUUUCUACCAUUUCAUUUGCUAAUAAUGAGAUGCUAAAGCAAAAAGGAAGAUGCUAAUUGCUUGUUGACAGUAAGUGGUGGCGCACGCCUUUAAUCCCAGCACUCGGGAGGCAGAGGCAGGCGGAUCUCUGUGAGUUCGAGGCCAGCCUGGUCUCCAAAGCGAGUUCCAGGAAAGGCGCAAAGCUACACAGAGAAACCCUGUCUCGAAAAACAAAAAAAAAAAAAAAACAAAAAAAAAAUAUAAAUAGUAUCAUGAAACAAUAUUUAUUUAACUAUCGGCAUUGCAUAACAAGCUGUUGUCCCACAAGCCUUGAUGCCAUGGGCUGUAACACAUUCAGAUGCCUCCAAGAUGUCUUCCCGUAAGAAGGCAUUGUUUCAGAAGUCGGGUACUGGGUUCCAUGUCAACUUACUACUUCAGGAUUCCAGUAUUAUUUCUAUUAUUUCUUGUCUUUAUAUUUUAGAAACAGAAUUGGUGCCUUAACUCUAUCUUAGAGGUCAAAGAGGAAGAAAUUAUAAACACUUAAAAGUCCUGAAUCUUAACUUUUCACUGGAGACUUUUCAAAGUUGCAGCUGAAAACAAAGCUGAGUAAUACCAUUCUUUCUUGUAUCCUCCCAGACUCGAGGUCAGUGCCAUGGAACUGUUAAGGGGGUGGGGGGAAUCAAAUGAAAGCCCUUCCACAACAUGAAUAAAAAUCGGAGGGAAUUUUCUGGUGGAUGAGUCAGCUUUCCCCAGAGCAUUUUAGAAGGACCCUUUGAAUCUUCCUGUGUUCCUAAUUUUAGUUCCUUUGUAGAGAAUAAAGUGUUCUGUAGACAUAGAAAAUGACCAGGAAAAAAAUCGCUUCUUGUAGUAUAAAACAAUGGAAAAUGAAUUAUUGUAUUAAAUUCAACAUUUUUGAAAAGCUCCUGAGCACAAAGUGGUCUACUCUCAGGAGUUGGCGACAGGAGAAGGAAGGCUGAUAGAGCGGGAAGGUGGACCAGAGUUUAACGCUGUGCAUCUCCAUGUGUAAGGAAGGUUGGCCGACUGGGAAGGUGGACCAGAGUUUAACGCUGUGCAUCUCCAUGUGUUUUCUUAAGUGCUUUAGAGAGAAAUUAGUUUAGUGUUUCUGGGAUCUUUAGUAAGUGUGCCCUACUGACUCUGAUAGUGUAAUCAUUUGAUAAGUAUUACUUUGGCAAUUUUAUUUUUAGAAUAAAUAGGCAGUGGAUGGGCUUUUGAAGUCAUAGUGCUCAUUCUGAGACAAAUGUAAAUGCGUUAAUGCUAGAACACUUACAUAACUACUAGAAGAGUAUUUGCUGGCUCUUCUUGGUGCUGUUAUAGGAAAAUGAAAAGAAGUUACUGGUGGUCUGUGCAGCCCUCUGCCUGUGAUGAACUUGCUAAGAGCUGUCACUGCUACUCCCUCGUCAGGAGAAAGGAGUCGAAAACUCAGAAUGAUAGUUGUUUUUGUAUCAAAUGUGGAUUGAGUUUCCAGCCUUAUUGGAAAGUGCUUGUUUAAUGUUAGAACUGAACGUGGAGUAGUUAACUAUUGCAUGUAAAUUAGAUUAUGUUAUCCUACUGACGGAAGAUUUUGAGAGAAAUGUUUCAUAAGACUUUUUAAAUAUCAAUGAUCAUUAGACAGAUUACUCUGUUCUUCUGAUCUUGCAGAACAUAUAGAGCUAUAUGUUUAACCCCUGACCCUAGUUUAUGAGAACACAAGCAACCUAAACUGUAUUAUUUUUGUUUAUUAAGAUAAGAAGUUAUAUGAAUUCAUAGGAAGAAAAUUAUGUGAAAUUAUUUGAAUAAAAUCUUAGAGAUUUACAAAUAUAAUUGAUUAUCUUUUUUCAGAUUAUGGUCUGUUUGGGAGGUUUUUUUUAAUCUUAUAAGCUGUUUAUGAUGUGAUAUAUUUAAACACAUUGUACCUUUUAGUGCAGUUAUAAUACAAUUGAACUUACAUCAGACUAUUUUUAAAGGUUUGAACUGCAACCCUAAGUCCUAGAUAUGAGUGAUUUUUAAAAAAUAAUAAUGCUUUGCUGUUAAAGAUAUAACUAUUUGCAUCUCUUUAAAAUAAAUACAGUGAGCUCUUUCUUUCUGUAUUUAUAACUACUGACUUAUUAAUAAAAGCCAAAUGUGUUGUCAGAGAGACUAUUGAAAUAAUGAAAUAAUGAAAGAUGUGUAUUAUUUAUACAUACCAUGAAAGUAUUGGAAUAUAUUGCUUUUAACAGGUGUAGGCCCAAAAAGGCUCAUUAUUUAAGCAUCUAUGCAUUCUUCUGUUCAGUUAUAAUUGAAACACUAUGUCCUUGGUAAAUGCAAUCACCUUUCUUCUCAUGUUACCAAACUGCAUCAAAUAAACUUUGAUGUAUUACUAAUAAGUAGUAAUUAUUGAUGGGAAAUGGGUUAGUACUGUGGACUAUAAGAUUUAAUCCAUCAAAAAAAGAAGUUUAAAAUAUAUUUAGCACUUCCAGGGGAGGUUAUUUACACUUAAGUGGAAAUCUGGAAUCCAGCUUUGAAUUUACAUCUACCAUGCUUUCAUUUCUUCUGAUGGUAGAUGAACUAAAAGUGCUAGUAUUUCUCUAUUCUCUUGUUCCCAAGUGAAAUAGUCAUGUUGAGGGGGAAAUGGUUAACCUUAAAGUGGUGAGAGUGAGCUUGCUCCCAGUGACUUCCCAGCUUCACGGUCGGAUCAACAGUGGUUUCCGUCUGCAUGCAUGGUGAGAUUAUAACUCAUCUUUAGUUUUGUGGGGGUAGUGUUGGGUAUCUGCCUUUACCUUAAAUGUGAAUUUUUCUAGAUUGUUUCUCUUUUACAGCAGCCAUGAAAUUACUGAGCAUUAAGUAGAAUUUGAUAAAAUUAAGAUACGCAUUUUAAAAACUAGUUGUAAGAGUGAAACCUGAGCAAGGGGAUGAGGAGAAAUGAUUAGGGAAUGUCUGGUUUAAAGGAAUCAAGAAAGGAAAAUUUCUAAAUGUUGCUUAAUAUGCUGAUUGAAGUUACUGACUACAUAAAAUCAUACAGAAGGCAUAUAGACAGAUCUGAACUUGGAUAAGCUAUGCCCUUGGCAUUUUGAGCAAUUUUUAUAAGAUAAACCAAGGGUCUAGAUGAUGGUUUUGUAGAGUGCUUUUAUGGCUGAAAUCCAGUAAAAAUAAGUGAAGAAUGAAAAUGCCAGUUUAAUAGUAACAUUAAAAACUGUUCUGACUAGUGGCGUUCAGUGCUUUCCUCAGGGUUAGGUAAAUCUAAUUGUCUUAACUGAAAAUGUAGUAGUGAAACUUAGAAGUAAUUGUGUCAUUUUUCUCAUCACUACAGUUCUUAUAAAUUCCCUUCCAAAGGACCGUAAAUUCAUACUGAGACUGUCAUUGGAAUAAACUUAAAAAAUCCAUUUAUUAAAAGUUCUCAAAUGCCUUUUUCUUUCUUGACUGAUUUUAAUUUUGUGAUGAAAAAUAGCAGAUAUUUAAAUGUCAUUAGAGACUUUUCUCUAAAUUUCAUGGGGAAAAUAUUAUAAGUAAAUACAUUGUUAUUGGUAGUUAUGUUUAUGGUAGUUAAUAUUUUUCAUUUAUCUAACUUUUGCCUACUUGUUUUUUUUUAAGAAAUUUUUUAUUCAUUUUACAUACCAAUCAAAGUUCCCCCUCUUCCCUUCUCCCACCCCUCCAGCCUCCCCCUCUCAACCCACCCCCAUUCCCUCCUAUAAGAAGGUAAGGCUUCCCAUGGGGAGAUACAUUUAGUAUAGGCAGUUCCAAGCCCCUCCCCCUGCCUCAAGGCUAUGUGAGGUAUUCCAUUAUAGGUAGUGGGCUCCAAAAAGCCUGCCCGCACUAGGGAUGAAUUCUGAUCCUACUGCCAGCCCCAGGCCACCACCCCCCUACCUCCCACCCCCGCCCUCAAUCUUACACAGCUGUUUUGCUAUACAGAGAGCCUGGUCUAGUCCCAUGCAGGCUCCACAGCUGUUGAUCUAAAUUUCAUGAGUUCCCACUAGUUUGGUUUGGUUGUCUCUGUAAGUUUCCCCCAUCAUGAUCUUGAUGCCCCUUGCUCAUAGAAUCCCUCUUCUCUCUCUUCUACUGGACUCCUGGAUGUUUGGCUGUGUUUUUCUGCAUCUGCUUCCACCAGUUACUGGAGAAAGUCUCUAUGAUGACAGUUAGGGUAUUCAUGGGCAGUGGAUGGUACAGAUGGGGAAUGAAAACAAGGGAACCGGAGGUUUGAGCUGGAACAGGGAUAGAGUGGGAGAGCAAUGAAAGAGAUACCAUGAUAGAGGGAGACAUCAUGGGGAUAGGGAGAAACCGGGUGCUAGGGAAGUUCCCAGGAAUCCCCAAGGAUGACCCCAGCUUAGACUAUUAUCAAUAGUGGAGAAGGGGGAGGACAGGGGAGUCCCUGGCUGAUAUGUAAAAUUAAAUUAAAUUAUAAAAUAAAAAAUAAAAAAAAAUAGUGGAGAAGGGUGCCUGAACUGGCUUACCCCAGUAAUCAGAUCGGAGAGUACCCUAACUAGCCUACUUAUUUUAAAGUGAUGCUCCUAAUUGAGUCUUUUUACAUUUGUAUACUUUGUGUGUAUUUGAGUGUUUGGGGGGGGGCAUGCAUGCCAUGGCAGGCACAUGGAUGUUAGAGGACAACCCUUGGGAAUCAGUUAUCUCAUUUCAGCACAUGGGUCCUGGGGACUGGACUUAGGGCAGCAGGUUUGGUAGUGGUUGUCUCUACCCACUGAGCCAUCUUGCUAGCCCAAGAAUUGAUCUUGAAAUGCUUUUACAAUAGGCUAAUUUUAAACUUGCAUGUCCUCCAUUUUUAAAAAAUAUCUAGAUCUUUCAAAUUUGCCACUUAUCUUCAAAGUAGGCUCUAAUUGCUAUCAUCCAUUGCAGACCUUAAGUAGCUCAGUUGUCCAAUGGAUUUCCUUGAGAGUGAGUCUGACAGACAGCUCACCUUAAGUUACCUUUAGUCUCCUGCUGUUUAGACCUCACUAAUGUUCAGUUGAAGAUUACUCAGUGCUCUUCAGAGGUAGCCUUAGCUUGCUAAAUAUCCAACUUUGGGAGGGGUACUCAUAACAUAUAACCCAUUUUUUUAAUUUUAUAUUGUAUGUGUUGAUGGAACUAGUUAGUUAUGUGCUUUCUGAAGAGUCUUUUCAUAUUUAACACUGAGGAAGUUGUGAGUUUGAGUGGUAAUUGUCUUAAUUGGUCUAUAAAAUGGAAAACCAACCAUGUAACUUAUUUACAGCUGGAAGGCAGAUAGACCUAGCUGUCUACUGAGAGGAUUCAAGGGUUACUUGCCAUUGCUCUCUAGGGCACGCUGUUAACAUGCACUGCAGGAUGAAGGCCUGCAGUGUAAUGCUUUAGUUAAUCUCCAAAUGCAGAGGAAAACCACAGCUAUUUUUUUUUUUUGAAAAGUAACAAAAGGCAACUAUAACAGCCAGGAAGUAUUGAUAAAUCUGUUUUGGUGGAAGAGUUUUUUGGCUGCCAAAUAAAAGUAUUCUUGAAUUAGCAUCAUAAUGUACAAGAAUAAAUGAUACAUACUUGAUUAUGAAUUGGUGUGUCUGGUCCUUCGUUAUGUGAAUAAAUGCAAAAUGGUUUGUGCUUACUCCUAUCUCCACCAAAAAACAAAACAAAAAAGUGCUGGUGAUUGUUUUUUUCCUAUUAUUUUAAAAAUACUUUUUUUCAAUACAAGGAUCGAAGCUCGGCCUGACACUGAGGAGGCAUGCCGUCUACCCUAGAGCAGUAGUCUCAACCUCCAAGCCACCUCCCCCUUUGAAACAUCCAAUAGGGACAUUUGAAAUAUCAAGGAACAUCAAACAAAUUAAAGUGGAAAUGUAAAUUGGGGGGAGAGGAGCGGGGAGCUUCUUCAAAUGAGUUUGGGCAUUUGACAUUUCCAGAUAGGUUCUGUGUGCCUCAGAAUUCUAGGACAAUUGUAAAAGCAUAUUACCCUGCAAAUUUGGUUAGAAAUUGGGGUUACCUACUCCUGUGUACAAUAGUAAUGACAAAAUCACAAGCAUGUCCCUUUGUGUAACAGAAAACAAAGUUGUAUUUUGCAAAAUUUACCUAAGAUGGGCUACACAUACAUUUUUGGUUUAUAAUUAUUGGAAUCACUAGUGUAUAAGGAAGAAUAUUUUAUGGGGAAUUUAGUUAUAUGGAUUUUGUUUCUCUGGUGGCUGUAAAAAGGCAUCUUGAGAAAAAAAAAAAUGGCAUUUCCUUCCCCUGCCUUCCUUCUGUGAUCCAGCUGUCUUUGUGAAAACUAAGGUGCUUCCUGUAAUGCAAAACACAAUUAAAAACUGUUGGAACAGCGACGUGUGCUCCUUUCUGUACAGAUUUAGCUUUUCUUCCAUACCUGUCACCACUAGAACCCAGGCACAAUACAAUCCUGUAACUUGAUUGAAGCCAAUUCGAAGCUAGCCUUUGACCUCAAGAUUGAGCCUACGUUAACUUUCCUCACUAGUAGUAGUCACAGCUCCCUCCAGCCAGAGCUCAGGCUUUCCUCAAAUCAGUCUUCCUGAGAAGUAGUGUGGUUUGUCACUGGCUCAAUUUGAUCACUUUUCCCUUUGAGGGAACACGGAAAAAUACAGAGUAGGGAAGACCUUUAUUGCCCUUAUUUUGAUACAUAUUGAGAACACAUUGACGUAGCUAUUCAACUAAAACUCUCUGUCCAAAACAAUAAGCCUAUUUAUUGAUGAGCACAGAAUAUUGAGUACCAUUCUGUUGCCUUUUUAAAAAUAUAGUCCUGGGACUGAAGACUCAGCAGUUAAAAGCACUUAACUGUUCUUGGAGAGGACCUAAGUUGAUUCUCAGCAGCACAUAAUCUGAAACUCCAUUUCCAGGGGAUCCGGUGCCCUCUUUGGCCUCUGUGGGCAUUAUAUGCAUAGUACACUUUUCAUACACACAAACAAGCACUUGUACAUAUAAAAUAAUAAAAUCUUGUUUUAAAUACCUUUUCCACUUCAUUCAAAGAUAUACAGAACUAUCUUUUUAAAUUGUUUUAACAAAAAUACUGUUUGUGUAAUACAACACUUUGGGGAUUUUUAUAGAUUUGUUUAGCUUUUAUAUUGUUUUCAGCUUAGAAUGAAAAUUUGAACAAGUAGAAAUUAGAGACCAAUUAUAUAUUUAGUUGCCUCAUUUUGUGUUUUUUGUUUUUAGAUGUUUUGUUUUUCUUUUCCUCCUUUUAAACCAGAACCCUGAAAAAAAUGCAGAUGGAUUCCAGCAAACCUGUCUACUUUGGGCAUUAAUAAACGGGUUCCAACAUAGAGAUUGUCUCGGUGUGUUUGAAGCCUCACAUUCAGCUAGAGUAGCUUCUCAUGUGACUACUGUUACACUAGUUGCCAUUGGAUGAAUGUGGAAAAUGAGUAUAAAGUUCUCACAACAAAAGAAGGGGAGUACUUUCUGCUGUAUUGUUUCAGUGAGUUACAGCAAUCAUCCUUGGAAAGGGAAUUAGACAUUUUUUAUUAUAUUUAGGUGGUUUUAAUUCAACUGAGCAGUUAGAAAAGACUGACUCCACAUCCUCUAAUCAGACCAGUGACUAAACAUCUGUGCACACACACCUUUCCAAACCCCCAAACGCAAGCAUGCUUUCAUUUAGUGAGAGCUGAGCCUUUUUGUUACAAGUGUAAUACUGGCUGGCUUGUAUUUGAAUUCACCGAGUGCUUUAUACUCUUGUUUUUUUUUUUUGGUUUUUCGAGACAGGGUUUCUCUGUGUAGCUUUGCGCCUUUCCUGGAACUCACUUGGUAGUCCAGGCUGGCCUCGAACUCACAGAGAUCCGCCUGGCUCUGCCUCCCGAGUGCUGGGAUUAGAGGCGUGUGCCACCACCGCCCGGCCUAUACUCUUGUUUUUAAGCUGAGCACCAAAGCACUACUACUCAAAAGCAUUGUAAGCAGUCAGGCUUGCUUAAGUUUCUAAAUACAUUAUAGCCUUGGAAUAAGGCUUGCUAUUUUUUGGUUUCAAUGUUGGACAUUUUUGGAUUUUGACAUCAAAGUGGGAAGUUCCUGUGGCCCUUAGAAUUUAACUGCUUAAGUUCAUCACUGACCUGCUCAUCCCAGCACUUGGGAGGCUGAUUGCAAGUAGAGGCCAGAGUCUUGUUAAAACUUAAGGAAACUUAUAAAAAGUUACUUCCAUAAACAUACCAUUUAAAUUUAUCUGUUUACAAACUCCAAAUUUGGUUUGAAUAUACUAUCAAUAUACACAUACACUAUAAUUGCCCUUCUCAGAGUUAUACAGUAGGUAUACAAUAAAUGUAUCACAAGUCAUGUAAAAAAUUAUCCUAGUGCCUUGAACCCCUACCUCUCAAGAACCUCUCAGUUUGAGUCUGUAACAUUAGCAAAAUGAACUAUUAGGUAACAAUAUGUUAAAGUGUGUUAAAAAGUUACAGAAUAGUGAGAUGUCUCAAUUAUCCCAAUUAAUGGUGGCAGAAUUCUUUCUCUGUAAAGAAUUAUAAACAUCUACCCCUUGUUAAAUGAUCUCAACGACAAACCCAAGCAUCCCACCAAAGUUCAGCCUGGUGAACCAAUGAGUUUAUCAGGGUAACUAUCAGGUGAGUGAGGGGUCAUCUAUAGGGGUACGGAUGACCCCAAAGCAAUCACUGGGAAUUCUUGACCAGUAUGAGUUAUGGUCUCCCCACUGCUGCAUAGAUGUAGCCCCUUUCUAAGUAACAUACCCCCACCUGUGCACUCCAGUACCUCUUUAAGGCCACAUGUAAUUAGGGCAGAAAUGCAUCCAAACAGCUGGAAUCUCAGGCCCACUGGCCCUCUAUACCCACUCCUUUUAUGAGGGUCAACUGCAGGCAUGACUGUGAUGGUCUUUUAUAAGCAGGCACAGUUGAUCUAACGAAGAUGGCAGUUGUUUUGCCCAGAGGACAGCAUUCUACAACAGUGGCUAUAAUUUGUAAUGUCAAUAGAGACUGUUAAGCAGUUUACAAUGUCUGUUAAAUUUAGCAAUGCAAAUAGAUGUUGAGCCACAUUCAGUCUCUUCAUAUAACUUAGAAUAUUUGCUUCAGAUAUCUCUGAAAACAAGUGGAUUUCUGAGUUCAAGGCCAGCCUGGUCUACAGAGUGGGUUCCAGGACAGCCAGGGCUACACAGAAAAACCCUGUCUCAGGGAAAAAAAAAAAAUCUAAUCGGUGGUUGGGAAUUUAG